Molecule: messenger RNA, 1016 nt
Organism: Helianthus annuus (common sunflower)
Lineage: Eukaryota; Viridiplantae; Streptophyta; Magnoliopsida; Asterales; Asteraceae
Product: RNA polymerase II subunit A C-terminal domain phosphatase SSU72
Exons: 5
Coding region: 145-726 (193 amino acids)
Biological process (GO): termination of RNA polymerase II transcription
Cellular component (GO): nucleus; mRNA cleavage and polyadenylation specificity factor complex
Molecular function (GO): RNA polymerase II CTD heptapeptide repeat phosphatase activity
Source: RefSeq, a predicted model, not a curated record
UAUAUCUACUCUAUUUUCUAUUUAUAAGUGUUAUACAGCAGAGGGUUUGUAGCCUCGAUCGAACCCCCACUCCGGUCACUCCGAUCUUCCUCACUUUGCUCCGGCGGCGGUUACUCACCGUGUUGAACAGAAAAAUCGUGUACAAUGAGACUGAGAUAUGCUAUGGUAUGCUCCUCAAAUCAGAACCGAAGCAUGGAGGCUCACUUUCUGCUAAAGAGGGAAGGUUUUGAUGUUUGUUCGUAUGGAACAGGGACCCAUGUUAAACUCCCUGGUCCUUCGUUAAGAGAACCGAAUGUGUACGAGUUUGGCACCCCUUACAAGCAGAUGUUUGAUGAACUUAGGCGUAAAGAUCCUGAACUCUAUAAGCGUAAUGGUAUCCUCCCAAUGCUGAAGAGGAACUUGGCGGUAAAAACUGCACCUCAGCGCUGGCAAGAAAAUGGACCGGAUGGACACUUUGAUGUUGUGUUCACAUUUGAGGAAAAAGUAUUUGAUAUGGUUGUUGAAGAUCUUCAUACUCGUGAUCAUGUUCUUCUGAAACCUGUGCUGGUGAUAAACUUAGAAGUAAAAGAUAACCAUGAGGAGGCUGCAAUUGGCGCUCGCCAAACUUUAACAUUGUGUCAAGAGCUUGAAGAAACUAAUGGUUGGGAGGAUGUGAUCGAUGACCUUAUAUCUGCAUUUGAGCGAAAACACCGCAGAAAAGUGGUGUACACAAUCUCCUUCUAUUGACUUAGCGUAUUCUAGUUUCGAAAAUUCUUGGCCAUAGAUGUCUCGAUCUAUUUUGUUUGAGACACGAGUGUUUUCGUUUGAUAGCCGUUCAACAAUCUAGUUACAUGCUGCUGGGAAAAAGUGUGUUUGCGUCAUGUGCUUUGCCCCAACAGACAACACAUCGUUGUAUAAGUUCUCUAAACUGAACCGGUUUUUGGUUUGGUCUACAAAAUGCGUCAUGUGCUUUGCCCCAACAGACAACACAAGUAAUGGUUAUGGUCUAUAAAAUGCGUCUUCUAUUCAGUAGCCAA